This is a messenger RNA of Miscanthus lutarioriparius, 573 nucleotides long. The record is from the annotation of a GenBank genome assembly. NCBI's taxonomy places the organism in Eukaryota, Viridiplantae, Streptophyta, Magnoliopsida, Poales, Poaceae.
AUGUCCACCACCACCGCCCGGACAAAGCGCUCGGCGUCCAUGCCCCUCCCCGGCGCCAGCAAGGGCAGGGACCCCUCCCCCGCCCCGGCGCCCGGCGGGCGCGCGCGGCUCCUCGACGAGAAGGCGCGCCAGCUGCGGGAGCUCUUCCUCCGCUUCGACCUCGACGGCGACGGGAGCUCACCAAGCUGGAGCUGGCGGCGCUCCUCCGCUCCCUGGGCCUUCGCCCCGCCGCCGGGGACGAGAUCCACGCGCUCAUCGCCGCCAUGGACGCCGACGGCAACGGCACCGUGGAGUUCGACGAGCUCGCCUCCUCCCCUCGCGACGCUGCUCCUGGGCCCUGCCGCCCCGCCGUGGAGAUACAGAACUCUAAAAAUUGGAGUAAAAAACACGGUGCUGGCCUCCAGCUUCACCUUUUUUUUUUUGAGCGGAGUACUAAGAGCUAAGAGCGUUUGGGAACGCAGAGCUGGAACGCAGCCGAAAAAUGGGACAAAUGAACUUCCAAUGCGUACCGUUAGUUACGUGACAAAUGAAACCAAAGACAGGAACGAGCCAUGUGUCCCUCUAGUUAAGUGA